Myotis brandtii (Brandt's bat) is the source of this 1180-nucleotide messenger RNA. It is a transcript of the gene TCEA1, whose product is annotated as transcription elongation factor A (SII), 1. The transcript has 12 exons. The record is from RefSeq and is a predicted model, not a curated record. Gene Ontology annotation, cellular component: nucleus. Gene Ontology annotation, biological process: positive regulation of transcription by RNA polymerase II; transcription elongation by RNA polymerase II; DNA-templated transcription. NCBI's taxonomy places the organism in Eukaryota, Metazoa, Chordata, Mammalia, Chiroptera, Vespertilionidae. Gene Ontology annotation, molecular function: nucleic acid binding; zinc ion binding. Bases 366 to 1166 code for a protein of 266 amino acids.
GUCUGCAGAGUCCUCUGUUUUCUUGCUAAACUUCCACAGUUGUGGUUCCACCGGGCUCAGCGCUUUUGCAGGAUCAGCAUACCCGAAAUAACUUACUCCCAUCGAAUAAGAAACUGAGUCAGAGCUGAGUAGCUGUGCAGUUUGGAUGUAGCCGGGAUCCCUGCUUCCUACUGGACAGUGUGCCAGAGCAGGAAGUAGUGUUUACACCUGAAUGCAUAAGACUUCAUAGUCUGUUCCUCUUUUCCUUUAACAGAAAUUCAACGAGGCAAAUAAAAUAAAGAAAAAGGGAUAUAGUCAGACUGACUACCACCCACCCUCCCAAAGCUGGAGCAUUGGAUUUGCUGAAGGAGCUUAAGAAUAUUCCCAUGACCCUGGAAUUAUUACAGUCCACAAGAAUUGGAAUGUCAGUAAAUGCUAUUCGCAAGCAGAGUACAGAUGAAGAAGUUACAUCUUUAACAAAGUCUCUCAUCAAGUCUUGGAAAAAGUUAUUAGAUGGACCAUCAACUGAUAAAGAUCCUGAAGAAAAGAAAAAAGAUACUGCAAUUACAUCACAGAAUAGCCUUGAAGCAAGAGAAGAAAGUAGCUCCAGUGGCAGUGUAAGCAGCAGAAAGGAUGAGACGAAUGCUCGAGAUACUUACGUGUCAUCAUUUCCUCGGGCACCAAGCACUUCUGACUCUGUACGGUUAAAGUGUAGGGAGAUGCUUGCUGCAGCUCUUCGAACAGGAGAUGACUACAUUGCUAUUGGAGCUGAUGAAGAAGAAUUAGGAUCUCAAAUUGAGGAAGCUAUAUAUCAAGAAAUAAGGAAUACAGACAUGAAAUACAAAAACAGAGUACGAAGUAGAAUAUCAAAUCUUAAGGAUGCAAAGAAUCCAAAUUUAAGGAAAAAUGUGCUGUGUGGCAAUAUCUCUCCUGACUUAUUUGCUAGAAUGACGGCAGAGGAAAUGGCUAGUGAUGAGCUCAAAGAGAUGAGGAAAAACUUGACCAAAGAAGCCAUCAGAGAGCAUCAGAUGGCCAAGACGGGCGGAACCCAGACUGACUUAUUCACAUGUGGCAAAUGUAAAAAGAAGAAUUGUACUUACACACAGGUACAAACUCGAAGUGCUGAUGAACCGAUGACAACAUUUGUUGUCUGCAAUGAAUGUGGAAAUCGAUGGAAGUUCUGUUGAGUUGGAAGAACUGG